This is a messenger RNA of Tympanuchus pallidicinctus (lesser prairie-chicken), 10493 nucleotides long. It is a transcript of the gene PIANP, whose product is annotated as PILR alpha associated neural protein. The record is from RefSeq and is a predicted model, not a curated record. Bases 5569 to 6483 code for a protein of 304 amino acids. Gene Ontology annotation, cellular component: membrane. Gene Ontology annotation, biological process: regulation of immune response. The transcript has 6 exons. NCBI's taxonomy places the organism in Eukaryota, Metazoa, Chordata, Aves, Galliformes, Phasianidae.
GGGCGGUGUGCGCCCGUCCACGAAUCCUCUCUCCCCGUCUCCUUCCCCGUGUCCUUUCUCCCUUCUUUCCCCUCUCCCCAUCGAGGUACCCGUCCCCUCCCAGCCGGCCGUCUUCUUUCCCCGCCGCUCCUCCUUUUCCUCUCCGGGCUGGAGGUACAGAGAGACCGGGAGGGAGCGGGCACAGCCGCGGCGUUGCUGCCUCUCGCCCUCCAGCCCCGGGCUCCAUCACAGACCUGUUGUUCUGGAGCACCGGAGCCUGCGUUGAGCCAGACGACUUCAGCCUAAUUGGCGCAGCUGGAGAGAAGAAACGGAGAGGUCAAUCCCUCCUCCUGCACGGCCAGGGGUGCAUCGUGUCACAGAGAGCAACUUGGAUGGGGAGACGGCACCUGGAGCACUCGGAUGCCUGAGAACAGUAGAAAGCUGGGAGGCAGGAGAUUGGCAGACUCAUGACAUGUAUUGCAGGCAGGCACUAGAUGGCAGGGGACCGGUAUCCUAGAGUGCUGGCUGGAAUGGGGCCAUGCUCACAGUUCCCAAAUGCAGGAAGACUUGAGCUCAGAGGACCGCUUGUCAGGGAUAUCUGUAGUGAAUCCUGUUCCCUAGAUACCGAGGUUUCCAAAUGCACGGGCACCAUCAACUCUGCAUCCCUGGAGUGUGCCCUAGCCCAGCAUUUCCAUGCCCAGCCCACGGGUUCUUGCCCUGGCACCCAGCAGUGGUAUGCCCGCCAGCUGGCACUGAGCCCUGCAGGACCUGCACUGACACUGAGUGAGCCCACAGGCCCCUCCAUGAGGCUGGCUGGACCACGGCACUACCACCAGCCUAUCUCCUGUUGGGAAGCAGGCAGAGCAGCCUGACAUGAGCCACAACAUUCAGAAUGCCAGCCCCGAGGUCAACUUGCUCUGUGAGCCAUCAUUCCCACAAGCACACAGGAAAUCCCUCCCCAAAUGGGCUCAGCUUCUCCCAUGGCUGGGCACCAGUACUUCGCCUCACACCUCCAGCGGUCUGAGCUCCUUCAAGUGUACCGACUGCUUCCUUAGGGCAGCUGACCUGGAAUCCUUUCUUUUCCCCGUUCCCUCCCAGAAGGAUGCAGAAUCCCUUCUUACCAGCACUGAGACUCAUGGUUGCUGCUACCAAAACGAUUGCAGCUCUGCAUCUUGGACCACAAGCUCCAGGAUGUUCGCAGCCACCAAGAAAAACGUAGAUGCAGGAUGCUUGGGGCACAAGCGGUGUUGCAGCAUCUCACUGCCAAGUGUCCCAACUCUCUCCGCUCAAUGCCCAGAGGAAGCUGCUGGGCUCCACAGUCCCAGAGUGCCAUUACCUAUCAGUAGCUAUCACCAUAGUCCUGGGUGCUGGCUGGGAGUUACAAAUGCCAGCCAGCGUUCUGCCUCCGUGAGCAAGGCUGGGUCCCCCUCAGGUUUGUUUUGAUUUUUUAUUACCGUUCUGAGUGGGAUCGUUGCCGUGGGGGAGCCAGGCACAGAGAGGAUUUGCAUGAAGCUCUCGGUGCUGCAGGGUUGCUAAUGGCGAGUGCUGUUUCAGCUGGUAGCAAGUUUCAUAAUCUUGGCCCACCUCUGGUGGUUGUUCUGUUCCUCAGGGCCAUAAGCAUCUUUUCCCUUCUCCUAUCCCUCCCCUGCUCCCCAAAGUGGUCGGCAAUUUUGUUGUUCCACUGGAAUAUAUCUGUCACGUGAGGUCACCGCUACAUAAGUAGAGGUGAUUGAUUGCUUAGGUUGCAGGGCCCCAUCCCAUGUUGAAUACCGGCUUGGAGACCUUAACCAGACCCGGUUCUCGCAGGAGAGCGGUGUGGAGAGGCACGGUGAUGCAUUCCCGACAGAUUGAGUGGCUGAGCAAACAGACUGCUGCAUUUGGAACUAGCUGGAGCGCUUGGAGAGCAGACAGCUCCAUUCCUAGAGGCACAGUAGCACAGCAGUCGAGCCCGAGAUGCUACAAAAAUACAGAUAGAUCAUCGUCUGCCAGCCGAGCCAGGCAGGAGUGGGCGCAGCUCCCUUCCCAUCCCCAGAUGGAGGAGGCUGCCCGCUUGUCACCAGCAUGUCCUGCGUGUGCUCAGCCUCACCCAGCAUCCCCGGUCAGAGUCGAUCUCUUCUCAGCACCGAGAGCUGUGAGAUUCUCAGAUUUUAGGGCCAGGGGACCAUUUUGAUCAUCCAGUCUGAUCUACAGUGCUGCACAGGCCAGAGAAUUUCACCCAUUUCAUUUCCUGUGUCAAGCCCACAGCCUCGGGUAGAACUAGAGCAUCUCUUUGAGAAAUACAUGUAAAUGCUUCAGGCAGCAGGGAAUUCACCGAGUCUCAGGCAAACCGUUCUAGUAUGUAGCCCUCUUUAUUAAUAGUAUUGUUCCCCAUAUGAAUUUGUCAAACUUCAGUAUUUUGUAACAGAAGGUUACAGAUUGCUUUUGAUGUGAGCGAGCUACAGCACGGGUAGUACUGCACGUGGCUGGCACCUCCACUCUUCUAUUCCAGUGAGAGCUUUUAUAUUGGAAUAGGAUUUCUCCUUGGGACUACUGCAUACCAGAGUUGUGGACAUGGAGGAGUUGCCCGUAGCAAAUCUCAGGGCUUCAUCCAAGCACGGUGGCAUCUGUCCUCCAGAACUCAGGAGUCAUAUCUGCGGUUCAACCUGUGCUCCCUGCUCAGAGCUGGCAUGCAGCAGGUUGCACUCCCAGGCACUAGUUAGGGUGCACAUUCCCAGCUCCCUUGGUGAGCUGCCAUGUGUGCUUUGAGGCAGGGCUGCUGAGAUCUGCUCUCACAUCCCAGCUGCAGUGGUUGUGGGCUGCAGGAGAUUUACAGAGGGAGGACGCUUGGCUGUAUCACUGGCUUAGGGGAGCAGCAGCAUGAUUUGGGCUUCCAUCCUGCAAAUUCACUCAGAGCAACUCCUAAUCUCCAACUCCUGGAUUGGCUCCAGAUCUACGGUCUGACCCCGUAGUGGGGUCUGUAUGCAAUAGCAACGAGCAAUGUAAUUCUUACUCCUUGCUUCCAAGCACCGAGAUUCACAAACUGAGCUCAGUGAAGUGCCCUGGGGAAAUAGCUUUGUCAUUCACACUCUGUCAUCUGUGCAUAACAGGACGCUGGAACACGGUGAUGAAGGCCCUGUACCUAGAGUGAAAGCACACAGGUCCAUCUCUUCACCCUGGAAGCAGCCCUGUCCAUUUUUAUCACAAUUAGACCUGGGAGACAGCUGAAUGCAGGAACUGUGCCAGGUGGUGCUGAUGCAGAAAUCCAGUCUCCCUGGCAAACAACAACCACCUGAAUGGUGUGAGGUGCAAAGACACUGGGAUUUGUAUCUCCAGGCAGGAAGAGCAUUCAAGCUUCCUCCUUCCCCCCAAAGAUCUGCUAUUCUUUUCAGCAGCAGGAUAGAAACUGAGUCAAGGGCAUUUGCUGUGCUUGCCCUGAAGCAUGGCAGUGUCUGUCCUCAGGACACAACUCCCCCUGUCAGCAGCUCAACGCAGAAUGCCCCAGACAUGCUUUAUCUGCUGCUGUGCAGGUACACUGCAGGGAGAUCCAUGCCCUGCUCUCAGCACCAGUGCUGAGUGCAUAGGAGAGUCCAGCCCUUGCUGCUGGCAUUUCAGCACGAAUUCCUUCCCCUUUGCUCUCAUGUGGGAGAAAUGCUGGUGCUCUUUCAUCAAACAUGCCUGCUCUGCUCGUGCCAGGACACACACUUGAGUCUCUGGCCUCGAUAUCAUGAACAAAACAGAAUGCACUGACUGGCAGCAACUGACAUUGUCUCAGUCUUGCACUCCUCUGGAGCUGCCUUUAGGGUAGGGCAUAAGAAAUCACUUGCUUUUCACUGUCUGUGGCAGGAUCUGUUUACAAAAGUGCCUUAGGUCUGAGCCUUGCACCUGAUUUCCAGCUGUCACCAUCACAGCAGAUGUGCGGGUCUCGCUCCCUGCCCUCAGGUCUGGUUACAGCCACAACCUGCUUCCUAGGGCUGAAAUUUAGGUUUCCAGGUGCAAAAGCGAGAACAGUUUGGGUCUGUAGGGUAUAGUAGGGAUCCCUGUUUUCAGGCUUUAGAUCCUGGGAAUGCUCGGUGCUUUUGCUGGAGUUCACUGAGGCAGGCAGUGCAGGGAAGUCUCUACUGCUAGACUGGAGCUGGGUGACUCGUGCCAUUGAGCAAACAGAGCAUGGUGAGGGGGGGGGAAUGCAGGCCGGCGCUGUGCCCCAUAUCGUGCCAUAGCUCUCCAAGGAGGAGUGCUGGCACUAUUAGUUGUGUCCCCCUCUGCCCUGUGGGACUAGCAUGGCUGUUCACCUCCAGAUGGAGAGAAUUUCCACUUCUGCAGUGGCACUACCCAUAUUCACAUCUUCGGCCUGAUGCCAGUGCUGUGACUGGUAAUUCCAUGCAGAAUGUGUCUUUUCACCCAGAGGGAACAGCUGUCUAUUACCAGCUGUGGCAUCCUGAAGGCAGCCCAGUGGUUUGCAUGCACCCUGGCCUGACAGACUCACACAGAGAGAUUCCUGACAUUUGGAAUUCCCUCCCUUUCCCAAGUCCAAAGGAAAUUCUGUCUCAGAUUUCCUUGCCAGACACGAUCCUCCACAGCAUCAUGAUCACCAUCCAGAUGGCCAAGAUCUUGCUAGCAUGAGGGAGUCUCUAGCUUUGGAAGAAACUUGCUCCAUUCUGCUGCUUCUCCACAGAGCUGCAUUUUAACGAGCCCCUUCUAAGGCUUAGAGGUUCAGGAGCAAAGUACAAAGAAACGCUGAGAAUAGCUGCUCUUUUGUCCUCAUCUUCAUCUGUGGAUCUCUCCAGAGACAGAUCUUGCCCUGGAGGGAAGGGCAGGGCACAUUAGCCGACAAUUCCUUUUUUCCUGUGAACUUUGUUUAAAUAUUUAACAGAAGAAAACUAAAAAUAUCCCGGGUUAAUGCAGUGGGAACCAGACAGAUGCUCUCUUCUUAGGUGUUCUUCCUCCCAGCCCCUCUUUUCAGGCGCACGCGGUGGGGCGAGGGCCCCCAGCCCAGCGAGGAAGGCUGCAGGAGAAAGGCUUCCAGCUCGGGAGGGGCUGCGGUGCAGGGCUGCCAAGGACCAAGAAGGGAGACAGCCGCGGCUCCCUGGGAGCUGCAAGGUGCAGUGCGGCGGGCGCAGGACUGGAGAUGCUCAGCCUCCACGAUGACUCCCUCCUGAGUUCCCAGGGCCAAGCGCUCUCUUUUCUCCAUCCCAGAACCGCAGGAGGGCACAAAUGGGGGUUGUCAGUGCUCGAGCUUCCCCCUUCACGGUGAAGGGACAAGCUGAAUGUCGUGAAUGAUUUUUCCUGCAUGAAGUCUGUGCUGCGGAGUGAAUCCCGGGUCAGGUACAUAACAGCUCACUGGGGAAGGGCCGGCGCUGCGCCAGUCGCUGAAGGGAAGAGGCAAGCGGCAUGAAGGGCAGGCGGCAGCGCAGCUGCCGGACUGGUGCCGAAACCCAUCCAGGUGCUGCGCCCGGCCCUGCGCUGCCCCCAGCGGAUGGGUGACUGGCAAUGGGAGAGCUGGCGGAGGAAGGGAGGGGCGGUGCGGUGCGGAGGACGCUUGGACAAGGAGUGUAGAAAGUGAGCAGCAUGAGGCAGGACCUCGCCGUGUGACGAGGUGUUGCUGCAUCUGCGAUGGACCCCGGUGCCUGCAGGAUGCCUUUCCUGGUCUCCUCCAUCCACUCCCUGCAGCUAUGGCACUUCCUCCUCCUGGUUUCAGCCAUUCCUCCACCCGCCGUCUGGUCUCUCCGCCCUCGUGGCCCCAUGGCUGCCCGGCCUCUCUGUGCCCGUCGCAGCCCCUCGGCCCUCCGGCCCAUAUGCAUCUGGGACAGGACCUCACUGCCGGAGUGGGAUUCACGCCUUGCCACGCCACGCCAGCGGGUCCUGAUCCCCCGAGGAGGGGACCAGCGCCAUACCGUGCGGCUGAGACGCCAAGCAGCAGGAGUCAGGCCUGCCACCCCCUCUGGCUUUGAGGAUGGCAUGCCUUCCUCCCAGUACCCCUGGGCCAUAGUGUGGGGCCCCACAGUGUCAGAUGAGGAUGGAGGGGAUGCCAACUCGGCCAACCCCGGCUUCCCACCACUGGGUUACACCUUUGUCUCACCACGUGGGAUGGCGACGGCGCAGCCCAACUCCCACUCGCUGCUGCACAAUGCGGGGCUCAAUCUGCGUGAGACCCCAGCCACCCUGCGGCCCUUCCUGUUCGGGCCCCGGGGUGAAGGAGUGGAUCCCCAACUGUACGUCACGAUCACCAUCUCUAUCAUCAUUGUCCUGGUUGCCACUGGGAUCAUAUUCAAGUUCUGCUGGGACCGUAAUCAGAAGCGCCGGCGCCAUUCUGGGCAGCAGAGCGGUGGGAGGCAGCAGGACAGCCAGCAGCCCCUCACAGACCUGUCCCCCACUGCCAUCAGCAUCCUGGGGCCCUACAGUGACUCCCUAGCACCCACCCCUGAAGCGGAGGAACCCAGGCAGGGGCAGGAGGGUGUAGAGAAACUGGGGGGCCAUGGGAAAAGCACCGCCUUCCAGCUCAACCGAAUUCCACUGGUGAACCUGUGAUGCAGAUGGGAGAAGCAGAGCUGGCUCCCCGACCCUCCUGCCACAGCGGGGAGCCCACGCUUCUGCCACCUCUGCUACCCCAGGAAAAAAACAAUCUCCUUGUGCCACGGCCCGCUGCCACAGUCGUUAACUAACUCCACCAGGAUGUGCCUGGGCAAAUGGACGAGCUGGGUCUUGCUAGCAUCCUGAGGGGGAAGGUUGGAGGCCACCGUGCAGGACGGGAUGCGGAGCGAGCAGGACGUGGGAGGGGAGGCAGCUGUUGGUUUUGUGAAGUCAUAGCCUGCCCUGCCUUUCUCCUCGCACACACACACACACGCUGUCCGACCUCUGCGACUCUGCCACCAGUGCAUGCCUGACAAAGGGGUAGGUGAGGUGGAAAGGCGUCCCCUUGUCCCCCUGUCCCCAUGGCCCCUCUGUGUGUCCCUUCCUGUGUCGUGUGCUUUGAUGUGAAUGUCUGGAGUUCAGUGGCUGCAGCUUCACCUCUGGGCUUGGGAUCAGGUGGUGGCAGAUCCUCCUGUUCCCAAGGCCUUGGCUUUCCUGAGGGCCCGAAGGCAAAUCUUGGGAAGAAGAGGCUCACAUAGCACCUGUCCCUCUCAGCUAUCCAUUUCCUUGAAGGAAGCAUUACCCCACCUUUGAUAUUCACAUCUUCCCAUUUUCUUUCUGCCUAGCACUCCUCUGUUUUCUGUCUUCAGCUUGUAUCAUUCUUCAUCUUAGUUCCCAGUGUUUCUAUUUUUUUCUCUCAGUUCCUUCUCCCCUUUUCUCUUGCCAGUUAAGGUUGGAAAAAGUUCCUUUAGUUUUCCAAAUGUUCAGAUCCCUUGGAAGUCUCCUUGCUGCUCCGUUCUGCCCCCUCAGUCUCCUUCAUCAAGGUUUUAUCUCUACUCUGUGGUGAUGUUCAUCAGAAAAUCAGAGUUGAAGCCUUCUGGGCAUUUAGCAAGAGUCCUGUCCAUUGAGAUCCUGCUGAAGCAGCGAAAAUGCAGCAAGCAGAUACAGCUGCGUACGAGGAGUGUGAGCUUUGCUGGGCUGUGGUAGGGAAUUGCUUUUUGACACUCGGGCUGCAGGCAAUGAGCAGCAGAGAUGACUCUAUUUGCUUGGGAUGGAAAAGAGUGAUUUAGAGAGCUUUGGGGGUUGACAUGCGCUAUUGGGAGGUCUCUUUUGGAAUGCCUUGUGAUGGGAGAGCCCUGAGGCAAUGCUCGCCAAGGGCAUGAGAGAGGGGUACCUAUGUGCCGCCAGACACGGGAUGCCAACUUCCCUGACCACACAUUGUUAGCAACAGUUGUUCCCCCCCCUUGGCUUUUGUGGAUACCUUCAAAUAAAUUCGCAGACUAACAUAGCAGCCACUGAACUGCAGAAUGAUACAAAUUUAGGUAAGGUUGCCCCAAGACCUAAUGGACUGAUGGGUCCAGAGACAGGAACUCGGCCACCAUUUUAAGGCUGUAGUGUACGGCACAAGGUCUCUGACAAAAAAUUAUCUUUUAUCUCCAAAAAUAGGAAAUGGCCUUUCCCCCUUUAUCUCUGUAGUAAGAGCAUAUUCUUGACAGGACAAAGCACAGGGAGUUUCCUACAGGGUCUGGUUCUGCCCAUUUACCCAGCUGAACGACUAGUGAUCCCAGGUCCCACCUGGCUCACUGUGAAGGACAUUUAAAUGAGAGGGUAACUUACAAUAAGCUUCAUGGAAAACAGUAGAGAUUUGGAGAAAAUGACAGGUCAAAUAAAGUUAUCGGCUUAUUAGAAGCACAGAAUGGAUGAAAGAUGUAGGUGGAAAAGGACUCUGGAGGUCUCUAAUCUAAGCACAGGCUGAGUCUCCACUCUCAGCAGUGGAUAUUAUUGCUUCACUGUAAACCAAUCUAUUACUGAGCUUUUUCUUCACUGAGGCCCCUCUCGAGGCUUUAGUGGACAUUUCAAGUUGCGGACAGACAAACAAGGGAGCCCCUGGCUCUUCCUGCCCGCUGCCCUGCUCCCACCACCCCUGAGUGCAGGUCAGGGCUGUUCCCCCUCGCUCUGGCAUGAACAGAGCUGGAGAGGGACGUCUGCACGCAGCCUGCAAAGGGCUGCAUCAGUUAUUCCUGGCAGUUUACAAUAUAAUGCCUUCAACUUGUUUAAGUAAUCCUCCAGACCGGGCUAAUUAGAUUGCUCUUUGAUCAAUAGCGCUCAUUGAAACAAGGCCAGAGUUUAGACUCUACCACUUCAAGGGCUGUCCUUGGACUUUCCACAUGCUGUGUUCAAGAGAAGCCCUGUGAGAAAGUGGCAGGGCACUGCAGAAGGGGUAGUGAAAACCUUUUCCAACACUUGCUGCAGGAAAGCCCUGUGCUCUGCUGGACAUGCUUUGUAAACUCUGCAAACACAUCAGAUUUCAGUGUUUUGUUUUGUUUUCCUUUAAUGUGUCUUUGUUCCUAUUUAAAGUAUCUCCAAGGAAUGAAACCUUCCAUGGACAUUGUGGUAAGAUGGAAGCAGGGAAAUGCUGUGAAGAAAGCUCUUAAAAUAACAGAAGCUUGGAAACGCUGAACAUCUUUUCCAACACCAACUAUUCUAGCCAAACAUGUUUUUAUCAUGGUCAUUCACUCAUGUGAAACAGGUUAAAUAUGGGAAAAACCUUCACUGUCCUUCCAAAAUUCAAAACAUUCAAAAUGUGUUCGGACACAUAAGCUUCUUCCAGUCAAUAAAUAAUCUCACUGCAUCUGUUUUCCCCAUGGCUGGAGCCUUACAAACCACCUUCCCCUGUGCAGAAUGGAGCCUGCCACCUCACUUGGUCCAGGUAAUAUUCUGUGAGAUGCGCGCACACAUGGACCAGUUGACACCACCAAGCAGAGGCCAGCACCCUUUCAGUCACAAUCUGACAGGUUUCCCUGUCUUCCGGGUGACCGGAGGAAAAAGAUCUGGGUUGAAUUUUGCCCAGUGGAAAUUUCACAGAGAGAAAUGUGUGUGGGAAAAACUACUGAAAAAAUUUGUUGAGUUGGGCUGGACCUGUCUGAUAUUUCUGGUCCUUUAGAUGGAAAUGUCUGGGUGGGCUGGGCAGCCGCGUCCCUGUGGAACUCCUCAAGGGACUUGCUCUUGCAAACAAGAGGCCUUGUCUUCCUUCUGGGGUAAGGAAGAAAGGCUCAGGGCACAAUCCUUCCCCCCUGCCCUGUGUUGUGUUGGAGCAAGACCCCGACUCUCUUCACCCAACAGAGUGAGGUGACCACUAGGCCAAAUCCUGCCUGAGCUUUCCCAUCUGGUUGGUGAUGACUGGUUGACAAGGGAACAGAGCUCAGCCAUGUGCUUCCACAGCUCUCCUCCAGUGUGACUUACGGCGACACAGCCAGCCCGGCGUCCCACAGCUUCAGAGAGGGCUAUCUACCUCUUCCUCUGCGGCACCGAAGUGCCCUUGUAAAUCUGGCCCUUCACACCCUUUCAUGCUAAGGAAAAUUGCUUGGAAAGGAGCUGUUUGCUCACCUCCCACACAUUCUCAUAUGAAAACACCAUCAUCUUCAGAUCGGUCUGAGUAAAACUGUGGUUUUGGCUUUUCGCUCUGAAAAACCACUCCUAUGGCACAGCAUUAUAGUCAAGUCCUGCAGUACAAAAGCCCUGAGCCAAACUCCAGCUAACCAACCAUACCCCGGCUAUGUCUCACUGUAUUCUAGCCCUACCUUGGCAAGACAAUGGAGGGGGGCCCUUCUUUCACCAGCUGUCAGCAAUCUGUUCCUCCUUUCCUGUUGUUUUCCCCCUCCCACUGUUUCCCUGCUCCUGUCCUGUACCAGAGUCUCCCUCCAGGUUCUGCUCCCCUCCUGCUGUUUUGCUCUCCCACUCUGCUCUCGUUCUCUCUCUACCAUUUGGUCUCGUUCUGCUGCAGCUCCCACCCUCCCUUUGCUCUUCCUCCUGCUUUCCGCUCGGUCUCGCUCCCCCUCCUCUGCCCUUGUGCGCUGUGAUAUAUAUUUUUGUAGGAUUUCUCUUCUUCUUGUGGUGAAAUACUCAAUUCUUGUGGGAUGUUAGUUUCAACAUUUUUAAAUAAACCUUUGCAAAAUACUGCAAGCAAA